Anneissia japonica is the source of this 757-nucleotide messenger RNA. Its product is annotated as calreticulin-like. Gene Ontology annotation, biological process: protein folding. Gene Ontology annotation, cellular component: endoplasmic reticulum; endoplasmic reticulum membrane. NCBI's taxonomy places the organism in Eukaryota, Metazoa, Echinodermata, Crinoidea, Comatulida, Comatulidae. The record is from RefSeq and is a predicted model, not a curated record. Gene Ontology annotation, molecular function: calcium ion binding.
GCUGGUGAGAAAAAGAUGAAGGAUGCACAAGAUGAAGAAGAAAAGAAAAAGAGGGAGGAAGAAGAAGCAAAGAAGAAAGCUGAAGAAGAAGAUGAGGACGAUGAAGAAGAGGAGGAUGAUGAGGAUAUGGCAGAUGGAGAGGCAGAUGCUGCCGAAGACGAGGAUGAAGCUGAGCCUCAUGAUGAGUUGUAGAGCUAAAUUGACUUGCUCUUCAGCUACCAGAUGCAAUCAAAUUUCACAACUACCUGCCUUCCCACUCUUAACAAAACAAAAGUUGCUCAAAGAAAUCAUCCAGAUAGCAGUCCAUACGCAAUAUAUCUAUGGCAUGAGUAGUUGUGAUUGUUUAGUAUUUUUUACCUUUUAGUUCCUCCUAAUAGAUUCCAACUUCCCACCCCCAGUAUUUAUGUUUGAUUUUUAUCUCUUUGUUAUUGGAGCAGUAAGGAGGGUUACUAUACCAUUAAAUGUUCAUACCUAGAGCAAUAAUGAACAGGAGUGCUUCAUCAUCAAUAAUAAUAAGCUCAAUUGUGAUGUGUUAUGAUUGCAUCAAAUGUUUCCAACCAAUUUCUGACAAUUUUUUAACGGUUUAUCUUCAGAGUUGUAGAAAUGGUCUUAUCAAGUUUGUUUACUUCUAAAGAAAGUUUUAAUAAAAACAUUUUAUUUAAAUGUCUGCAAAUUGCUUGUAAUCUUCAUUAAUGUGAAGAAUAAUUUAGUUAUAUUGAAAAAAAAUAAAUAAUAAAUAAAACAAAACAUGUUUGAA